Messenger RNA from Macaca mulatta (Rhesus monkey), 1501 nucleotides. RefSeq names its product eukaryotic translation initiation factor 5A2 (gene EIF5A2). Gene Ontology annotation, biological process: positive regulation of translational elongation; positive regulation of translational termination. Gene Ontology annotation, molecular function: RNA binding; translation elongation factor activity; ribosome binding. Lineage: Eukaryota; Metazoa; Chordata; Mammalia; Primates; Cercopithecidae. The record is from RefSeq and is marked provisional.
CCGCCACCGCCGCCGCCGGCGCCGCAGCUGUAGGGGACCAGCGCGGGUACGCAGACGAAAGGCACUCUUUGCCAGCUGAAAGUUCCCACGGAAAAACUACCAUCUCCCCAGCCCACCAUGGCGGACGAAAUUGAUUUCACUACUGGAGAUGCCGGGGCUUCCAGCACUUACCCUAUGCAGUGUUCGGCCUUGCGCAAAAACGGCUUCGUGGUGCUCAAAGGACGACCAUGCAAAAUAGUGGAAAUGUCAACUUCCAAAACUGGAAAGCAUGGGCAUGCCAAGGUUCACCUUGUUGGAAUUGAUAUUUUCACGGGCAAAAAAUAUGAAGAUAUUUGUCCUUCUACUCACAACAUGGAUGUUCCAAAUAUUAAGAGAAAUGAUUAUCAACUGAUAUGCAUUCAAGAUGGUUACCUUUCCCUGCUGACAGAAACUGGUGAAGUUCGUGAGGAUCUUAAACUGCCAGAAGGUGAACUAGGCAAAGAAAUAGAAGGAAAAUACAAUGCAGGUGAAGAUGUACAGGUGUCUGUCAUGUGUGCAAUGAGUGAAGAAUAUGCUGUAGCCAUAAAACCCUGCAAAUAAAUGGAAACAUCAGGCAUGAACACUGUUUAGGUCUGAAUCAACUGCAGAUCUAAUUUGGUUCUAAGUUGUCACCAAAGCUAUAGCCUUCAUAAGCAACCUCAUUUCUUUUUUUAAUUGUUUUCAGAAUGUGCUGGGUUAGUUUUGCAAGCAAUCGAUAAUUUUUAAAAAUUAUCAAUAUGUAUAAUUUUUUUUUAAUUUUGUAGGUAUGUUUCCUAUAAUAUUCCUGUGGUUUUCAGUAUGUCAGUUCAAGAAACAAACAAGAUAGCUUCAGCAGAUGUGAUGUCUGAGCAAAUCAUUCCUGUGUUUUAGUUAAAUGAUAAACCAGGGUUUUAAAUCAAACAAUGUAGCAUAAAGUGGUAUUGAAGUACCACAUUUAAGUUGAACUACUCUGCAUUAAUUACAGAUUUAAUAUUAAAUGAACUGAUUAUGUACUGGAAUUGUUGCAGUUUCAGCCGGUGUAGGGCAAACACAAAUCCUUAAACAAAAAUCAUGUUAUCCAAAAGUGGCAGUUAUUUUGGCGGCCACAUGCAACCACGUAAUUACUUUGGUCAUACUAUUUAUCAAAUUGUUGGCAAACUUGAUGUAACCUUAGAUGGUGGGUUUAGUCCCUUCUUAUGGUUGGCAGAAGGGCACUGAACUGUUGGGUGAAAGUUAGCAAGUAAGAUUAUAAGGAAGACACAAAAGACAGUGGCAGAGAGGGUUCAUUAAAUCUAUACAUUUUUAUGUGAGGACUUUGUAAGUCAGUAUAAAAAUGAAGUUGCUUUUCAGUUGUUUUUGCUUUUAACUUUGCCCCCAACAUAUAAAGGGAGUGAUCUGCUUUACAGGAUACUAUGCAAUGCUUGUUUUCCAACCAUGUUGAAUAAAUACUACUAUUUAUCAGUAAAUACUCCUUUCCAACUUUUUCUUUUUUUUUUUUUUUUUU